CUUUGCUAUUUUUGGGGGCUUUUAUUGGAAAGGAAAGCUGGUGCAUGUCCCAUCCGGAGGGGUUUAAACCUGGAGACUUCCACUGAACACAGAGAUCCGCCAGGCAGCAACCCUCCGCCGGUAUGAGGCUCACGCGGAGCCCCGUCCUCCUGCUGCUCCUCCCGGCUGCGCUGCUGCUGCUCUGCACCCGCAUCCAGGUCUCUUCAGCUUCGGGACACUUUGAGCUCCAGAUCUUAUCGAUGCAGAACGUUAACGGGCGUCUGCAGAGCGGCGCCUGCUGCGACCGAACCCGGACGGACACCUCCGCCGCCGCUGACCGCCGGUGCGCCGCGAUGGACGAGUGCGACACUUACUUCCGCGUCUGUCUGAAGGAGUACCAGCUGAAGGUGAGCUCGGCCGGGCCCUGCAGCUUCGGAGCCGCCUCCACGCCCGUGCUCGGAGGGAAUACUUUCUCUUUACGCAACGGAAAGAGCGACAAGGCCGGGAUCGUGCUGCCGUUCAGCUUCGCGUGGCCGAGAUCGUACACGUUGAUCGUGGAAGCUCUGGACUUCAACAACGACUCUUCAUCCGGCAGUGUGGGCGGCGCUCUGAUAGAGAAGGCGGUCCACUCUGGGAUGAUCAACCCGAGCCGUCAGUGGCAGAACCUGAAGCACACCGGACCGGCGGCUCAGUUCCACUUCCAGGUCCGGCUCAGCUGUGACGAGCACUACUACGGCUUCGGCUGCAACAAGUUCUGCAGACCCAGAGACGACUUCUUCGGACACUACGAGUGCGACCACAACGGGAACAAGACGUGUCUGGACGGCUGGUCGGGUCCGGACUGCAACACCGCUAUCUGCAGGCAGGGCUGCAGCACUGAACAUGGAUCCUGUAAAGAUCCUGGAGAGUGCAGGUGUCUGUACGGAUGGCAGGGUGAAUACUGUGAUCAGUGUAUCUCUCACCCCGGCUGUGUUCACGGCAGCUGUGUGGAGCCGUGGCAAUGUCUGUGUGACACUAACUAUGGAGGACAGCUGUGUGACAAAGAUUUGAACACGUGCAGGACUCGGCAGCCUUGCCUGAACUCAGGAACCUGCAGCAACACAGGACCUGAUAAAUAUCACUGCUCCUGUCCUGAAGGUUUCUCUGGAGUCAACUGUCAGAGAGCUGAUCACGCCUGCCUGUCGUCUCCCUGUCUGAACGACGGCCGCUGUGAGGAGACCGCUCAGGGGUUCGAGUGUCAGUGUGGCCCCGGCUGGACCGGACCGUCCUGCUCCAUCAAUGUGGACGAGUGUCUGGUGAAUCCCUGCAGCCACGGAGGAACCUGCCAAGACCUGAUCAACGGCUUCAGGUGCAGCUGCCCCCCCCAGUGGACCGGCAAGACCUGCCUCAUCGACGCUAACGAGUGUGCAGAGAACCCCUGCGUCAACGCCAACUCCUGCAGAAACCUGAUUGGAGGAUAUUUCUGCGAGUGUCUGCCGGGUUGGACGGGUCAGAACUGUGACAGCAAUAUUAACGACUGUCGAGGUCAAUGUCAGAACGGAGCCGCGUGUAAGGAUCUGGUGAACAGUUAUAAAUGUGUGUGCUCUCCGGGUUUCGGCGGCGAGCACUGUGAGGAAGACGUGGACGAGUGCGCCAGCGGUCCGUGCCUCAACGGCGGCCGUUGCCAUGACGAAGUGAACGGAUUCCACUGCCUGUGCCCACCUGGUUACUCUGGGCAACGCUGUCAGUCGGACAUCGAUUACUGCCUGAACGGUCCGUGUCAGAACGGCGGUCAGUGUUUCAACCUGGCGUCCGACUACGUCUGUAAAUGUCCCGAAGACUACGAGGGCAAGAACUGCUCCAGCCUGAAGGACCACUGCCGCACUACGCCCUGCAAAGUGAUUGACAGCUGCACGGUGGCGGUGGCGUCCAACAGCACACCUGGCGGGUUGCGUUUGAUUUCGUCCAACGUGUGCGGCCCCCACGGUCGGUGCCGGAGCCACGCCGGCGGACAGUUCAGCUGCGAGUGUCAGGAAGGAUUCACCGGCGCCUACUGCCACGAGAAUAUAAAUGACUGUGAGAGCGCCCCCUGUCUGAACGGAGGAACCUGCAUUGAUAAAGUCAGUCUUUAUCAGUGUAUCUGUGCUGAAGGCUGGAACGGACCCAGCUGCCAGAACAAUAUCGACGACUGCAGCUCGGCUCCGUGUCAGAAUCGAGGCGUCUGUCGAGAUCUGGUCAAUGACUUUUACUGCGAAUGUUACGACGACUGGAAGGGAAAGACCUGUCACUCAAGAGAGAGUCAGUGUGACGAGGAGACGUGUAACAACGGAGGAACCUGCUACGACGAAGGAGACGCCUUCAAGUGUCUGUGCUCUGCAGGCUGGGAGGGAUCCACCUGCAACAUCGCGAAGAACAGCAGCUGUCUGCCGAGUCCCUGCGAGAACGGAGGAACCUGCGUGGUUAGCGGAGACUCGUUCAGCUGCGUCUGUAAGGAGGGCUGGGAGGGCGCCACCUGCAGCCACAACGCCAACAACUGCAGCCCUCAACCCUGCUAUAACAGCGGGACCUGCGUCGAUGGAGACAACUGGUACCGGUGUGAAUGCUCUCCGGGGUUCGCCGGUCCAGACUGCAGGAUCAACAUCAACGAGUGUCAGUCGUCUCCCUGCGGCUUCGCUUCGACCUGCGUGGACCAAAUCAACGGUUACCGCUGCGUCUGUCCGCCAGGAAGAACCGGACCUCGCUGCCAAGAAGUGUCAGGCCGGUCCUGUUUGGUCGGAGGCUCGGUGGUUCUGGAUGGAAGCAGAUGGGAUGAAGACUGUAACAGCUGCCGGUGUCACAACGGGAGAGUCUCCUGCACAAAGCUGUGGUGCGGACCCAGACCUUGUUCCCUCCACGGUAAGACUCGCGGCUCCGAGUGUCCGGCCGGUCACACCUGCAUCGCCGUCCGGGACGAGAGAUGCUUCGUCAAGCCGUGUCCCAGCCAGGGCGAGUGCUGGAGCCCCGCCCAACAGGCUCCGCCCCCAGCCAGGUGUCACCCAGAGAGCAGCUGCGCCAACAUCACCUUCACCUUCAACAAGGAUGUCAUGACAAAGGGUGUGACGGUGGAGCAGGUCUGUCGUGAGCUCAGGAGCCUCUAUGCUGUGAAGAACCGUUCCUCUGACUCCUACGUGUCCAUGACCUGCGAGCCGUCGCUCAGUGCCAACAACGAGAUCCACGUAUCCAUCUCGACAGAGGACCAGCGGAGAGGCAUGGCCUUCGUUAAGGACAUCACAGACCGGAUCAUGGACCUGGUCAGCAAGCGGAGCGCCAACAGCUCCAUCAUCAGCGCCAUCGCAGAGGUUCGAAUCCAGAGACGACAAAACCUCGACCCCAACGCAGACCACCUGGUGCCGCUGCUGGUUUCCGUGGUGAUCGUGAUCUGGGCUUUGGCGGUCGCUUCGAUGUUGCUGUGGUGCGUGAGGCGGCGCCGGAAGCAGAGCGCACACACAGGGGUCAGCACGCAGGCCUCAGCCAUCGCGCCCCCUCCGGCCGAGGACAACAACGCCCUCCACAACAGCGUCAUCGCCGCCCGCGAGCAGCUCAACCACAUCAAGAACCCCAUUGAGAAGAACCCACAGCAACACCUGCUCAUCCACCACCACCUGUAUGAGGACAAGAACUCCGUCAACGCCAAGAUCAGGAAGUCAGACACAGGAAGCCUGUCGGAGGACGAGGAGGUGGACAAAAGGCUGCAGAAGGCCCGGUUCCCCCGAGCACCACCAGCGUACUCGCUGGUAGAUCGGGAGGACCGACCCCCCCACCACACCACAGGGAGACCCCCACACUGGACUAGCAAACAGGACAACCGGCAGCUGCAUUCGCAGAGCGUAAACAGGAUGGAGUACAUCGUAUAGCCGACGGGGCCACGAUGGCUGGACUUUUGUGACCUGCUGGGGGAGUUUUUGGUCAUCUGUAUCUUUUGUAUGUUUUUUUGUACAGAACUGGAAUUUCAAGAUGGAUUUUUGCUGUUUAAUUUAUGUUUUGACUGACACUGGCCUGAACGGUCCACUGCGGUUGGCUGGAUCUCCGAUAUUGUGGACGCCGUCGUAAACAACAGAAUCUGGACAGCAGAGUUGCUACGUUGCACCUGUAAGCAAAGCAUCCCUGAAGCCUUACGAUCAGCAUCUCACAUUCAACAAUGAGUUUCAUAUCUAAAUGUGCUGAACCUCGGCACAUGACCAAUUUGGAAAAAAAAUAUUUAUUUUGUUUUCUUUUUUUCCAGUUGGAGAAAAUUAAGUGAGUCAGCAGUUGCUGCCAAUAUGAAGAAUCGUCCACGUCGAAUGUUUCUGUUCAGAUGUGUACAGAAUUUUUUAAUUAAUCAUUGUGUAUAUUUGAUUUAUUAACUUAAUCGUCAAGAGCCUUAAGAUAUUCCUGUUUUUUAAUUUAUGAGUAUUGUUUAGAGUUGAAUGUCCGACAGCUUUGUAAGCUCAUGACUUCUUGAUGGAAAUAUUGUUUUCUGAUAUAUUUUUCGUCAAUGCCAAAAGUGUUCUUGAAAGAAUAGUUUAUUUUUAGCCGUUUGGAUCUGGGCAUUUUUGUGCCUCAAAUAAUGUUUUGUACAUUGUCUGUUUGGUACAGUUUGUUGGCUGUUCUGUUGUAAGUACUUUACAUGGAAAUGGAAAGGGGGGGGGGGGGGGGGGUGAUGGUGGGUUAGAGACUCAUUGUGCUGCAGGGUCCUUUUCUCCCUGCUGCUGCUGGGAUGAAGGCAUCAGAUACACCAGGCCAGCACUGAGAGGCUCAGGAAGAGCUUUUACUCUUUGGCCAAUAGGAUCCUAGAUGAGGUCACUGCCUAAGACUGCCCCCACGACCCCCUGUACAUUUUCACUUUAGUGU
Messenger RNA from Scomber scombrus (Atlantic mackerel), 4827 nucleotides. RefSeq names its product protein jagged-1a-like. Gene Ontology annotation, cellular component: protein-containing complex; plasma membrane. Gene Ontology annotation, molecular function: calcium ion binding; Notch binding. Gene Ontology annotation, biological process: Notch signaling pathway; multicellular organism development; heterophilic cell-cell adhesion. The record is from RefSeq and is a predicted model, not a curated record. Lineage: Eukaryota; Metazoa; Chordata; Actinopteri; Scombriformes; Scombridae. Bases 123 to 3851 code for a protein of 1242 amino acids. The transcript has 26 exons.